GGUUCAAACUUUCAUCGCAUGACUAAACACUUUUGCAGUAAUCCUUUAGGUACAACAGAUUCUUUUUUUGCGACAGACGUCUACCGUAAAAAUAUACGCUUAGCGCAAAUAACGAUGGAGCGCUGGAAAGGCCGCACAGCACUGGUGACGGGCGCAUCGUCCGGUAUUGGCUACGCCAUCGCCGAUGCACUGGCAGGAAGCGGGAUGAAAGUGGUUGGCUGCGCGCGCAACCUGGAAAAAAUCCAUGAAUUAGCCAAGAAGCACGGAAAAGGACCCGGCAGCAUCGAAGCGAUUAAGUGUGAUGUCAGCCAGCCGCAGCAGAUCGCCGCCAUGUUCGAGCAAAUCCGUAAACAACACGGUCAUGUCGAUGUACUGGUUAACAACGCCGGAGUGGUGCAACUGGAUUCGCUGUUGUCCGGUCGAACUGAAAAAUGGCGAGAAAUGUUGGAGAUCAAUGUUCUCGGUUUAAGUGUCUGCGCCAGGGAAGCUCUGAAGCUUAUGCAACAAGACGGAGUUACUGAUGGAAAUAUCAUCAACAUCAACAGUUAUGGUGGCCACAUCCACUUGAAUGCCGCCCCCUAUCAUUUCUACUCCGGCACUAAACAUAUGAUCACAUCUCUGACGGAAUCACUGCACCGGGAAGUACGCGCCAUGGAGCCGAAAAACAAUAUUCGCGUUACGGAUAUCAGCCCCGGAGUUGUGGCUACGGACAUCUUCCAGCGCUCCGCGGCCAGCGCCGAACACCCACCGGAAGCAGGAGGAUUUGGGACGGAUUUCCAGCCGUUGUCCGGCGAAGACAUUGCCAACAGCGUGCUGUACAUUCUGGGGGCACCGCAGCAUGUCAAUGUUAAGACAUUUAUCGUCUGUCCCACUAAGCAGCCAAGUAACACUUUACCAAAAGGCGCCGGGACCGUGCGCGCUAUCAAAUGUGAUAUCUUCAAAGAGGAAGAUAUCAAGCGCAUGUUCGCGGAGAUCGAGAAGACCCACAAACACGUGGACGUUCUUGUGAAUAAUGCCGGCAUGGCCAAACCCGAUACGCUCUCAACCGGUAGUGCUGAUCAGUGGCGCGAGAUGAUCGAUGUCAACGUUAUGGGGCUGUCUAUCUGCGCGCGUGAAGCCUUGCGACUAAUGGCUAAGAACCAAAUCUCCGAUGGUCACAUUAUCAAUAUCAACAGUAUGGCGGGUCAUUCGAUCCCGCCGAUGGCUAGCACCCACUUCUAUUCAGCCACCAAACAUAUGGUCAUCGCGCUGACGGAGGCGCUGUACCGCGAAGUGAAGGAUAUCUCCAAAAAGAUCCGCGUAACGAGCAUCAGUCCAGGUGCCGUACAGACCGACUUCAGUAACCGAUGGGUUGGUGAGGAGAAUGUAAAGCAGAUGCAAGGCGCCUUUGGUGGCAUGAAGGAGCUCGAAGCGCAGGACAUCGCUAACGCUAUCGCUUAUGUCGUUAAUCCACCGCUGCAUGUGUGUAUUAAGGAACUCAUUAUCGCGCCCACGGAGCAGUUUGCGUUUUAAAUUCGAUGAUUUUAACUUUAAAUCUAGCUGUUUGGUUCAUUAAUAGUUCUGUAUUGCUAGAGUGCUAUUCCGUACUUUUUCUGGGUUUGUGUAGAUACGAGAAAAGCU
Molecule: messenger RNA, 1620 nt
Organism: Paramacrobiotus metropolitanus
Lineage: Eukaryota; Metazoa; Tardigrada; Eutardigrada; Parachela; Macrobiotidae
Product: dehydrogenase/reductase SDR family member 11-like
Exons: 9
Coding region: 19-1512 (497 amino acids)
Source: RefSeq, a predicted model, not a curated record